AUGCUGCGCCGUAUCUUCACGUAUGUUCUAUCGGGAAGGCAGCUUAUCCCAUCCGUUACCCCCCGCGGAAAAGUAGCAAGCACAAUUCACGCUCAUCGUUGGGUUUCUACUCAUCCUAUCGUUGUCUCUCCAUAUCUUCUUGAUCGCACCGUACCUGCGGAAGAAAUUUUGAAUAAAUUAAUGCCUUCGGAUUCCGAACGUCUCAAGUUCUUGGAAUCUGAGCAUCGCCUAUUGUUUGAUGGAGGUCAAAAGGUUCCGUCAACGCUAACACCAAAAAUGAAAUUAGAGUUGCUCUGCUGUCAGUCAUACACGUCACGCAUUCGUUUGCAUGAAUUUUUCUUCAAACGACAGAUGCGUCGUGAAAAUCGCGCAGCCAGGAAGGCCCAGAAGUCGCAAGAGGAGCCAUCUGAUUCAACGCCGACGAGUGAUGGUCGAAUUAUUCGCGUUGUGGACCCAAGGUGUAACCGUUACCAUGACGAAGCAUACAUGUGGGCGGAAAUCCGGUGUCCGGAGUCAGCACAGCCAUUGGUUUUUGAUUUCACUCAUGAGUCUGAGAUGAGACUACAAGACCAGAAAAAUUUAGCCAGCCAGUUGGCAUAUGCUAUGCAGUGCACACGCCGAAUGCGACCAUACCCAUUUCAUCUUUGGCUUUGCGGUCUCAAACCGGGCUCCAAUCAGUACAGUUUUAUGGAGCAGGAAUUUGGAGUGAAGUCAUUACCUGACAUUCCGGCCUCCGCAUUAGACGCCCCGGUGGACAAUAGUCAUAUACUACGGCAAACCGGCCGCAGAAUUCAUCGACUUGAAGAUUUCCCGUGGACAAUAUCACCAAACCACUAUUCAAAAGAUUUCCCCCUGAAUGAUCCCGAUCGUCCAGUGAUAUAUCUCACUCCAAAUGCCCAUCGUGCUUUCGAGCCCGGGGAGUGGGAUCACAAUGCAGUCUAUGUGGUUGGGGCGAUCGUCGAUAAAAUUAUCCGAAGACCGGUCACAUUUGCCAAAGCUCGGCGUUCUGGAGUCGAGUGCAUCCGACUACCGUUGGAACGGUACUUCAAAUGGAGUUCAGGCAGCAGCAAAACGUUAACAGUGAACUGUAUCCAUGCAAUUCUAGCAACAGCCAAAUCAACUAACGGGGAUUGGGAAACUGCGUUACGCACCAAUUUGCCCAGGCGAUUGUAUGAUCGCGAAGAGAAACCUCGGGCCAAAUUAAACAGUUUAUUCGACAAACUAUAA
Molecule: messenger RNA, 1227 nt
Organism: Echinostoma caproni
Lineage: Eukaryota; Metazoa; Platyhelminthes; Trematoda; Plagiorchiida; Echinostomatidae
Source: the annotation of a GenBank genome assembly